Lontra canadensis (Northern American river otter) is the source of this 1519-nucleotide messenger RNA. RefSeq names its product transmembrane protein 106A (gene TMEM106A). NCBI's taxonomy places the organism in Eukaryota, Metazoa, Chordata, Mammalia, Carnivora, Mustelidae. The coding region runs from base 569 to 1354 and encodes 261 amino acids. The transcript has 9 exons. The record is from RefSeq and is a predicted model, not a curated record.
CCUGCGGCCGUUUUAGUCCUGCUGCAGCCCGGGGGUGGGGUAAGGCGCUCCGCAGAUUUUCCUUUCUUUCCCUUUGGGAGGCAAGGGCCGAGGGACCUUCAGUGCCUCCUAGCCUCACGUAGGCACUCGGGGGUUAACAGCCUCGACUGACGGCCUCGGGGUGUCCGGAAGGACUUGAAAUUCUCCAUCAGUGAAAUCCUAGCUUCUGCGGAGCGACAGCUCUCCUACUCGGGACCCUGGCCGAGCCCGGUAGUAGGGCUGGAAGCAGCCUAGCUCCUCCUGGUAGGCCGAGGUCGCUACUCCCCACCCCUCUCCAACGCUGCAUAUUCGCUCCCCCAGGACUCAGUGGAAGGGGGCCAGUAGCUUGGCCAGCUCCAGCCCGUUGUCCCUCGGGUCGCCCUGCCCUACAAGCCUUUCUCCUGAAAGACACAUUCCAGAAAUCUCACUCUUAGCUGACAGGAGCGUUGGAUCCCAGACCUGAACCAGGCAGAUUGAGCUCCCCUGCAGUAAUGAAAGGAGAUAACACUGAAAUUUCUGAUCCCAGAAUCCCGUUGAAAACUGCCCCUGAAUGAUGGGUGAGACAUUCUCCCGUUUGGGCUCUCGGGAGGAGAACAGGUCUAUCCUGCCGCCCAGCCCGGCCACUGGCAGCAACGCUGCCCGAUACUCCAGCACCCGAAGCAGCAAAUCCUUCUGUUCCCGAGCUCCUUGUGAAGGGGCUGCCCGUGCCAGCUUUGUGAUUUGUCCCACCUGUCAGGGCAGCGGGGAGAUCCCACAAGAGCUAGAGAAGCAGCUAGUGGCCCUCAUCCCCUAUGGGGACCAGAGGCUGAAGCCCAGGCGCACGAAGCUUUUCGUGUUCCUGGCCGUCCUCAUCUGCCUUUUAACCUCCUCCCUCAUCGUCUUUUUCCUGUUUCCCCGGUCCAUCGCCGUGCAGCCUGCGGGCCUCAACUCCUCCACAGUGGCCUUUGACGAGGCUGACAUCCACCUCAACAUAACGAAUAUCUUGAACAUCUCCAAUAGCAACUACUACCCCAUCACGGUGACCCAGCUGACCAUCGAGGUUCUGCACCUGUCCCUCGUGGUGGGGCAGGUCACCAAUAGCCUCCUCCUCCACAUCGGUCCUUUGGCCAGUGAACAGAUGUUUUAUGCAGUGGCCAACAAAAUCUGGGAUGAAAACACAUACAAAAUCUGUUCCUGGAUGAAAAUCAAAGUCCACCACGUGCUUUUGCACAUCCAGGGCACCCUGACCUGUUCCUACCUGAGCCAUUCAGAGCAGCUAGUCUUCCAGAACUAUGAGUACGUGGACUGCCGGGGAAACUCUUCAGUGCCCCACUUGCUGGUCCCUCAUCCUCCGUGACCUGCCUGCUGGUCCCGCACUCCAGGCCGCUGCCAGCCUGGGCUGUAUCUCCCAGAACCCAAGGAAGGACUACGGUGACUUUGCCAAAGGAAAAGCUCUUCUUUAUUCUACCUCCCCCCACCACACACACCCCCUCAACCACAGGAAGCCCUAUGUGGACGUUAA